This is a messenger RNA of Eutrema salsugineum, 927 nucleotides long. Its product is annotated as glutathione S-transferase T3-like. The transcript has a single exon. Bases 1 to 927 code for a protein of 308 amino acids. Lineage: Eukaryota; Viridiplantae; Streptophyta; Magnoliopsida; Brassicales; Brassicaceae. The record is from RefSeq and is a predicted model, not a curated record.
AUGGAUUCUAUGAACCCAAACGGUAGCUCACAGGGGUUUGUGAACCUCUUAACAAGUCAAGAGGAACACACACUCUAUUUUUCGCAGAGUGUAGACCCUGGUUCAUCUCAAGUCCCAAUUUUUUCAACCCAACUCUUCUCUCACCUGAUUCCUGCAGCUGAAGAACGAAAAGAGAGGAGGAAGUGGUCACCUGUAAAAGAUGUUGUACUGAUAAGUGCAUGGCUCAACACCUCCAAAGACCCAAUCAUCAGCAAUGAACAAAAAGUUGGUGCUUUUUGGAAAAGAAUAACAGAAAGUUUCAACAACUCUAAGAAGAUGGCGAAUGAACCGGAUAGAGAGGCUGGUCAGCUCAAACAUAGGUGGCAGCGUAUUAAUGACCACGUUUAUAAGUUUGUAGCUUGUUAUAAAACAGCUUUGAAGCAGCAAAGCAGUGGACAAAAUGAGAACGAUGUGAUGAAGGCAGCUCAUCACAUCUUCUACAAUGAUCACAUGUUCAAGUUCAACCUUGAACAUGCAUGGCGAGAACUCAGACAUGACCAAAAGUGGUGCUCUGUUUCUGCUGCUAAAGAAGGUGGAAAGCCAAAAAGAAGGAAGGUCGAUGCAAGUACAGCUCAUUCUGAAAGCUCACAAACCGAAAGCCUUGAUGUAGAAGAAGUCUUCGAAGGAAGCAAUAAAGAGAAACGGCCACUAGGAGUUAAGGCGGCCAAGGCUGCAAAGAAGAAGGGAGUGGGAUCAUCUUCCAACAAAGAAGAAGAAGUUGAUAUGAAGAAGCUACAAACCAUGUGGGAUCUCAAGGAUAGAGACCUUGCCAUGAAGGAUAAGAUCACUAACAAAAAACUGCUUAACACUCUUCUCCUUAAAGCCGAACCAUUAACUGAGAUAGAAGAAGCAUUGAAGACUAAGUUUAUUAAUGAAUUAUUGAUGUAG